AUGCCUCGCACCAGGAUAAAGCAAAGCUCCUCGCCGCAGGCAAGGGUUAAGCGGGAAUCAAGCAGGGAAGAGUCGGUCAUCGUGGUUCAAGAUGCCGCACCGCCGCCUGCUCGCCCUCCAAAGCGUCGCUUCGACAGCGUCAAGGGGGAGGCGGACGAGGCUCGGCCGCGCAAGCGAACGUCAAAGGCCAAGGAGACCAACAAGGCCCCAACGACACGGCUCCGGGUUGUCGUCUUCGGCACCGGCGACGGCGGCGAGCUCGGUCUCGGGCCCCAUCCGUACCAUGAUGGCAAUCCCGCAAUGGCCGAGCGUCCGCGCAUCAACCGUCUUCUUAACCCAGUCUCGGUUGGCGUCGUCCAGCUCGCCGUCGGGGGCAUGCAUUGCGCAGCGUUGACGCACGACGGCCGCGUCUUGACUUGGGGCGUCAACGACUCCAAGGCCCUCGGCCGUGACACCACGACUCCCCCUGCUUCGCCUGACGCGGCUGAAACGGACUUGCAAUCCCUCGAAAGCACGCCGAUGGAGGUGACGGGCCUGUCGGACCUGGGCCACGUCUUCACACAAGUCGUCGCCACGGACAAUGCCACAUUUGUCCUGACGGCUACCGGUCUCGUGUACGGCUGGGGGACCUUUUUCGGCAACAAUGGACCUUUUGGGUUCCUCAAGAAAAACAUCCAAGGCCGCAACAAGCCGACGCCCGAGCAGCUCUUCCAGACGAAGCCCGUUCAAAUCGCCGGACUUGGGGACGUCAAGGAGCUCGCCGCGGGCGUCAACCACGUCCUGGCCCUCACUCACAACGGCACCGUCUACGCCUGGGGCAGUGGCAAGCAGGCCGAGCUUGGCCGCCGGCUCGGCCUGAGGCAACGGCACGAGGUCGAGUCGCUGGUGCCGCGGGCCAUUAAUCUGCCCAAGCGAGCCAUUGUCCGCAUCUUCGCCGGCUUCCAUCACAGCUUCGCCGUGGACAACAAGGGCUCUGUCUGGACUUGGGGUCUCAAUAAUUUUGGGCAGACGGGCAUUCCCGCCGAAGGGAAAACCCUGUACAUUGAGCUGCCCCGGGUGGUUGGUAGUCUUGGGGGCCGUCGCAUCACCCAUAUGGCCGGCGGCUUUCACCACAGUCUCGCGUGUACCGAUAAUGGCACGGUUGUCGGAUGGGGACGCUGCGACGAUGCUCAGCUCGGUAUCGCCGUCGAGUCACUCCCGGGUGAGGACAUUGUGGGCAACGACCGGGGCGAGCCUCGCAUCUUGACUGUCCCCACCGUUAUACCAGGUCUCGACGCCUCCCAGGUCGCCGCGGGCAUCGACGACUCGCUCGCUAUCAACGCCAAAGGCAAGGUCCUUGCAUGGGGCUUCUCCGAUGGCUACCGCACCGGCUUGGGCACAGAGGAGUCGGUGCAAAGGCCAACUCUGCUCAGCGGCAGAGCGGUCACCGACGUGACGUUUACAUUUGCCGGCUGCGGCGGGCAGUUUUCGGUGAUUGCCGGGCCGGCGCCGAGAGCGUAUGUUGAAUUGGACGAUUGA
Hirsutella rhossiliensis is the source of this 1518-nucleotide messenger RNA. RefSeq names its product regulator of chromosome condensation (RCC1) repeat domain-containing protein. Gene Ontology annotation, molecular function: guanyl-nucleotide exchange factor activity. Lineage: Eukaryota; Fungi; Ascomycota; Sordariomycetes; Hypocreales; Ophiocordycipitaceae. The coding region runs from base 1 to 1518 and encodes 505 amino acids. The transcript is spliced from 4 exons. Gene Ontology annotation, cellular component: cytoplasm. The record is from RefSeq and is a predicted model, not a curated record.